AGUCUCACCUGGCGGUGACCGUACCCCUGCCGAACACUGCGCUCUCUCUAUAUUUCACAGUCGAGCGUUGACUGGCCUCCUCCCAAUUCUCUUGCGCAUAUCGCCCUAAAAAACUUAGCAAACUCUCUUUCUCUCUAAAGAGGGGUGGCCUGAGAACACGUCAAGGAUGGUGAAGGCCGUUGCUGUAAUUGCUGGCGAGAUCGUGAAGGGACAAGUUUUCUUCACCCAAGAGGGAGAUGGUCCAACUACAGUAACAGGGAGUGUUUCUGGUCUCAAACCCGGGCUUCAUGGUUUCCAUGUUCAUGCCCUUGGUGACACCACGAAUGGUUGCAUGUCCACUGGACCUCAUUUCAAUCCUGCUGGGAAGGAACAUGGAGCGCCUAAUGAUGAGAACCGCCAUGCUGGUGACCUUGGAAAUGUGACUGCUACUGAGGAUGGGACUGCUAGCUUCAGUAUUGUUGACAGCCAGAUUCCACUCACUGGGCCAAAUUCCAUUAUAGGAAGGGCUGUUGUUGUCCAUGCUGAUCCCGAUGAUCUUGGAAAGGGUGGGCAUGAGCUUAGCAAAAGCACCGGAAAUGCUGGUGGAAGAGUUGCCUGUGGCAUCAUCGGUCUUCAGGCAUAAGCACUGUCGUUAGAACUUGCGUGUUAAGACUCUUAGGAGUUGAGAAAAAGCUGAUGAAUUGAGAAUGAUGAUGGGUUAUGUAUGGGAGAUGCAUGUUUACCAGUGCUAUUGUCUUGUUACGCUGAAUAAAAGAACUUUGAUCAUUAGUAGACUACUACAUAUUCUGAAAGUUGUUUA
Molecule: messenger RNA, 799 nt
Organism: Asparagus officinalis (garden asparagus)
Lineage: Eukaryota; Viridiplantae; Streptophyta; Magnoliopsida; Asparagales; Asparagaceae
Product: superoxide dismutase [Cu-Zn] 2
Exons: 8
Coding region: 167-622 (151 amino acids)
Biological process (GO): removal of superoxide radicals
Molecular function (GO): superoxide dismutase activity; copper ion binding
Source: RefSeq, a predicted model, not a curated record